Messenger RNA from Adineta ricciae, 1158 nucleotides. NCBI's taxonomy places the organism in Eukaryota, Metazoa, Rotifera, Eurotatoria, Adinetida, Adinetidae. The record is from the annotation of a GenBank genome assembly.
AUGCUCAAUAAAGCACUACGUACGAAUGAUAUCAAACCAUUAUUUUUUCUUCAUAAUUAUAUUCGACAUUUACAUGAACAAUUGAGCGUUUUACAUCAAAAGUCAAUUGAUAAUGAACGCAUAAUUCUUUAUCGUGGUCAACAAAUGCCGACAGCUGACUUUGAAAACAUCAAAAUAAAUUUGGGUGGUCUUCUAUCGAUCUCAAGAUUUCUCUCGACAACUACUCUUCUUGAUAUUGCAGAAGUAUUUGCUGGGCAUUCAAUAGAUGAUCCAACCAUUAGUUGUGCUCUUUUUGAAAUUUAUAUCGAUCCAAUCAAUCAUAAUGCAUGUCCUUUCGCUGACAUAGCACAAUAUAGUUACUUUGAUGAUGCGGAAAAAGAAUAUCUUUUCUCAAUGGGUGCGGUUUUUCGCAUAGAAAAAGUUCAUCUAACUUUAGCCGAUGAUAAUGACAUACAAUUGGCUGAGUUGAAAGAAGAUAUUAAAUCGAAUAUUUUGGAUGAAAAUCCUACACUGAUGCUUGGAGGAUUAUUAAUUCGUAUGGGUGAAUAUGAAAAAGCCAAGUUUUUCUACCAAAUUAGAUUAACUAUGGAAAAUGCUCCACUACGUUUAGCGACAGUAUGGAAUCAACUCGGUAUUAUCUAUAAUAAUCUUGGUAAUAUUGAAGAAUCACAAAAAUGUUACGAUAACGUACUUGAAAUAAAAGAAAAACAUUUUGGUAAAGAUGAUCCCGAAUUAGCUAUUACUUACAACAAUAUUGGUACUCUUUAUCAAGAAAAAGGAAAUCAUCACGUAGCACUGGCUUACUUUCAGCAUGCUUUGUCAAUACAUUUGAUGAAUCCAACAACGAAUCAAAAGUAUAUUGCAACUGAUUAUAGCAAUAUAGCGGCUAUUUACGUCGACCAAGGCAAACUUGAGGAAGCAUUUUUGUAUUAUCAACGUGCUCUCGAUAUAAAUCUGAAGAAUUUACCUGCUAAUCAUCCAAAUCUUUCUCAUUCAUAUUAUUUUUUAGCAAUGUCAUCGUAUGGUUUAGGUCGUUAUGAUGAAAUGAUAGAUUAUAUGAACAAAACACUUCCUCCAGAGCAUCCUGAUAAAAUAUUCCAUGAAACCAAUUCCUUCAAGUUAAUGUCGUUUGAUUUCAUAUCUUGUACAUUCUCGUAG